Messenger RNA from Rana temporaria (common frog), 2679 nucleotides. RefSeq lists its product as uncharacterized. The record is from RefSeq and is a predicted model, not a curated record. The transcript is spliced from 2 exons. Gene Ontology annotation, biological process: DNA integration. Lineage: Eukaryota; Metazoa; Chordata; Amphibia; Anura; Ranidae. Gene Ontology annotation, molecular function: nucleic acid binding. The coding region runs from base 27 to 2552 and encodes 841 amino acids.
UUAACGUCCUGAAAAGUACAAAAGAAAUGUUGGCAGAAUCCAACAUAAGAUUAAACAAGGUAGCUUCCAACAGCUACAGAGUCAUGGAAGCAUUUCCAAUGGAAGACCGUGCUAAAGACCUCAAAGACUUAGAUCUAGGAACAGAAUCACCACCCUUGCAAAGAAGUCUUGGGCUUAGUUGGGACCUAAAGACUGACAGUUUCACCUUCAGGGUCUCCAGAGAAGAGAAACCAUUCACAAAAAGAGGCGUCCUAUCUACAGUCAACAGUCUUUAUGACCCCCUGGGAUUCGUAGCACCCAUCAUCAUGCAAGGCAAAGCUCUUUUGAGACAGAUCACUACUGAGCAAGAACAAAUUGACUGGGACGUACUUCUUCCUGAAGAGAAGCAAAUGCAGUGGAAGUUGUGGAAAGACUCAUUGUUAGAGCUUGAACAACUCAACAUUCCAAGACCGUACGUAUUUGUUUCCUUGUCUGCUACAAAGAGGAGAGAAUUAUGCGUAUUCUCUGACGCUUCCACUAUGGCUAUUGCAGCUGUAACUUACCUUAGGGUAAUAGACACUGAGGGACAAAGCCAUGUUGGGUUCAUCAUGGGAAAAUCUAAACUAGCUCCCAGACCUGCUCACACUGUCCCACGUCUAGAACUUUGUGCUGCUGUCUUAGCGGUAGAGAUGGCAGACAUGAUUACGACUGAACUGGACAUUGAGGUCCAUGCAGUGAACUUUUAUACAGACAGCAAGAUUGUGUUAGGAUAUAUUCACAACGCUUCAAAAAGAUUUUACACAUACGUGACCAACAGAGUGACACGUAUCAGAAAGUCUACAAGUCCAUAUCAGUGGCAUCACAUCAGCACAGACAAGAACCCAGCUGAUCAUGGGACAAGAUUGGUGUCAGCCGCUGUACUCAAGCAAACUAACUGGUUCGUUGGUCCAUCGUUUCUUGGUAAGCCAGAAACCAAAGAGACUACUCAGGUAGAGACCUUUCAGCUCAUAGAACCAGAUCAAGACAAAGAGGUAAGACCUCAAGUUGCAGUUUGUAAGACUUUAGUUACCAGAGACAGUCUGGGCGCCCAUAGAUUUGAAAGGUUUUCCAGUUGGAAGUCUUUAACCCGUGCAAUCGGAAAACUUAUCUGUCUAGCUAGAUACUCCUGCAGAGCUACUAAUACUGAUCAGCGUAGCAACGACCAUCUUGAACAAGCUAAGGUCGCGAUCAUCAAAUGCAUCCAGCAGGAAGUCUUUAAAGAAGAAAUUCAAAGCCUUCUGAAAAAGGAAGAGAUUUCUCGACUCAGUUCGCUCAAGAAUUUGAACCCUAUCCUCGACGAAAACGGAGUACUAAGAAUUGGAGGUCGUUUGUCGGCAGCGGAUAUGACUAUCCAAGAGAGACAUCCCUUCAUCAUACCUAAGAAUCAUCACAUCGCUCUUCUUCUGGUAAGACACUAUCAUGAGCAAGUUGCACAUCAAGGACGACACUUCACUGAAGGAGCAGUACGGUCAGCAGGAUUGUGGAUCAUAGGAGGUAAGAGACUAGUCUCCAGCGUGAUCAGCAAAUGCGUUACCUGUAAGAAGAUUAGAGGGAAACUUGAGGUUCAGAAGAUGUCAAACUUACCUGCAGACAGACUUGCUUCAGAUCCUCCGUUCACUCACGUAGGUCUAGACGUUUUUGGACCAUGGAACAUCUCUUCUCGCAAGACCAGAGGAGGCAGUGCCGAAAGUAAACGUUGGGCUGUUCUGUUCUCUUGCCUGAGUACUAGAGCAGUUCAUAUUGAAGUGAUUGAAUCUUUAUCCACUUCAAGUUUCAUCAAUGCCUUGAGAAGAUUCUUCUCUAUCAGAGGACCAGCGAAAUUGAUUCGUUCAGACCGUGGCACAAACUUUAUUGGGGCCUGCAAGGAGUUGAAGAUCAUCUCUACAGACUCUGAAACAGGUUCCUAUCUUCAAGAUCAAGGAUGCACUUGGACUUUUAAUCCUCCACACGCAUCGCAUACGGGAGGAGCCUGGGAGAGGAUGAUUGGAGUAGCUCGUCGUAUUCUGGAUGCCAUGCUCCUGAAGGUUGGGUCUACUCGCCUCACUCAUGAAGCUUUGACUACACUAAUGGCUGAAGUCGUGGCCAUUAUGAACGCCAGACCUUUGGUUCCAGUGUCUACAGAUCCGGAGAUGCCGUCAGUCUUGACACCCGCAAUGCUGCUGACCCAGAAGAUGGAACCAGUGACAGCUCCCUCAGGAGACUUUGACCUCAAGGACUUGUACACCAAGCAAUGGAGACAAGUUCAAAGUCUUGCGGACAUUUUCUGGAAGAGGUGGAGACAGGAAUACCUGGUGACACUCCAGCCACGCAAGAAAUGGCAAGAUGACAAACCCAACUUACAAGUUGGAGACAUUGUCUUAUUAAAAGACACUCAGGCCCACAGGAACGAAUGGCCUAUUGGACUCAUUGUGGGGACUGAUCCUAGUAGUGAUGCUAGAGUUAGAAAGGUUGAAGUUAGAAUUGUUAGACAGGGCAUUCCCAAGGUGUAUGCUAGGCCAAUUUCCGAAGUAGUUUUACUUCUGUCCAAAGGUUAGUGGCAUAACAAAAGGUAUGCCAGGUGGGGAGUGUGCUGCCUUUGCAAUGUAUAUUACAUGCUUGGCACUCAGCAGUGUCUGUUUCUUUAAGACCCUCCAUUUUCUUGAUGCCUAGAGGCGGGUCUUC